GGCUGCUCUGUUAAUUGGGACUGACGGAUACAUUAUAUAAUAAGCUGACCAGCCUUUCCUCCGGGGUCAAUUUAACCAUCAAUACAUUACUACAUCACAUGAGUUGAGAGAAACGCACCAAGUAUGCAAAGCAGAGGGUCGUCGCCAAGGCAACGCUUCGGCAAGCGCAAUGGAAGUGACCCCGAUUCCAACAAAAGUGCAGGAAUCAACGGUCACACAUUCGACAGCCUGGAAACAUACACAGUUGAAGAUGCCAUUGAAUCCAUUGGGUUUGGGUGGUUUCAGAUCAAGAUCUUCGUUGUUGGGAAGUUAAUUGCUGUGAGUUUUGACCCCAUCUGUGUGACAACUGUCUCUCUUUUAUGUAACCCAAUGAUUCAAUGGCAUGCCAUACCAGUAAAUUUAAAUGUUUAAAUUGACACACAUGGCAUAUGGUCAUAACUCAUGACAGCUCUUUGUUUGCUUCAACUCUAAGAAUAAUUGUUAACUAUCUUCCCCACAUCUCGGAGAACUAAAAUUGGAUACCGGUACCGUACACAAAGUUUUGUGAGACAAUUUAAUCUAUAAAAGUUUGACUAUAAUCAAAUAAACUCAAAUAAAACUUCAGAAAAUUUGUAAAAAAAAAAAAUCAGGAAGGGAAAUGUUCCAUAAUUUUUUAACUCAUGGGAAUGCAUAAUAUCAGUAUAACAUUAAUAAUGAAAAAAUAAUGUCAAGUCAACCGAUUCUAAUGAUUCACAAAUGUUUCAUUAAUUAAUGUGCCAACAAAAUGUAUCAGUAUCAACUACUUGCUAAAGGGACCUUAGCCCUUCUUGAACUGAGCACCUUCUAGGGAUCACAACCGAGGGCUCACUGACCAACAAUUUGAGAAUCAAUGGUCUAGCAUUAGUGUGCACACGCAACCAAACAUCUUUAGAAAAAAAAAUGUGUCGGCUAAUCUUAUGCUCUAAUGGCAGAUCUAGGGGAGAUGACUCCUAAAAUCUCCAUGCUCUUCAUUUGAGUAUAGAUCAUUGAGAGCCACUUUGAUAAGGUCUAAGACAACAUAUUUGAUUGCUCAUUUCUAUAUAAAAGCAUUUGAAUCCCUUAAAAUAACUUAAGACAUUGUUGAUCUUGAUGACAUCUCUUAAUGUUUCAUUCUUUCCUCUUUCUUAGGCAGCUGAUGCUAUGGAGAUGAUGAUGCUGGCCGUGUUAUCUCCCUUGGUUAGAUGUGAGUGGCAACUGGAGGACUACAAAGUAGCAUUUAUAACAACGGUUUGUAGCCAUUUGACACCACACCACAAACUCGAUGAUUUGUUAACAUUUGACGCUACACCACUACCUCAAUGGUUUAUUAACAUUUGACAUCACACCCCACCACUACUUGAAUGGUUAACAUUUGACACCACACUACUUACCUCAAUGGUUUGUUAACAUUUGACACCACACCACUUCCUCAAUGGUUUGUUAACAUUUGACACCACACCACUACCUCAAUGGUUUGUUAACAUUUGACACCACACCACUACCUCAAGGUUAACAUUUGACACCACACCACUACCUCAAUGGUUUAACCGUAGCUUUUAUUUCAUUUGAAAUGACAUAAGAAACCACAAUUACCCAAUGCCUAGAGAAGAAGAAAUGAAUCAUAAUUUGUCCCUGUUAAUUUGCAGGCUGUGUUUAUAGGUAUGGGGGUCUCAGCUCCAUUGCUAGGGAUAAUGGGAGAUAACUAUGGCAGAAAAACAGUAAGUUGCAAUAUUUGCUACAGCAUAAAUGAAUAAACAUUGGUUGUUUUAUGAGGAUGUGGUUAAUGAGGUUUGUUUCAUAAAUAAAAUAAGAGACAUUUAGUUUACUAAUUAUUGAUUUUCCUUUUACUAGUUUUAAUGAAAAUAUAUUAUAUUAAAUUUGAUAAUCCAUAACUUUGUUUUAAAUAAAUAUCUGACAUCCAAUAUUCUCAUUUUGUCCUGUCAUAGUAACUAAGUUCUGCAAUAAAUUGUAUCAGUUUACUCCUCUUCACCAAUUUUCCAGACGCUGGUCAUGAUUACUUUAUGGAUUGGUUUCUUUGGGUUUUUGACAACAUUCAGUCCUUCCUUUGCUUGGAUUUUAAUAUUGCGUGGACUGGUUGGCUUUGGAAUGGGAGGAUCUCCACAAGGGUAAAAUAAUAAUUUUAGCAUUAAAUAAAAUUUGCACUUUGAAUACAUUGAACAAAAUAAUAUUUGAUUACAUUUUAACUACUAAAGAUAUUCUUUUAACUCUAAAAUAUAUUUAGUUAUACUUGUUUCUGGGAGGCCUGACCUGGGUACUGACCUCAAUACCCGGAGUAUUAGCGCACCUGGCACAUAUCCAGAUAUGGCAAAAAAAAAUGGAACCCGCUAUGGGUGGUAAAAAGUUAUCUUCUUAUUUUCUGUAACUCUUCCACCCGAUGGGGAAAAAAAUUAAAAGUUCAUGUGUGGAAACAGUACAUCGGUUUUCACAUAAUUUUUUUUUACAUUUGACCUGAAGUUAUUAAAUAAUAAUAGAAAAUUGACUAGCGAUUGGCGCAAAACCAAAUUUAUACUAAAUGAAAUAGCAAAGCUCUGAAAAUAAUAAUAUACUUGCUGUAAGUUUUGUGUUAUUGUUUGUCUUAGUAAGAUCCAUAUCUUUGGUUGUGACCUUGGCACUUUCUAAUUAAAAUAAUUAGUCUAGUAUUUCAUUUUACAAGCUGACUGGCUGAUGUUAAUGAGUAGCCAAAGGCUUUUUUGUUUUUGUGUGGAUCAUUUCUAAGUUCUGUAAUAGAAUUCAAUUGAUAUUAUGUAAUUUAACACUCAUUUUAUAAGUGAAGUCAUUGGCUUAACUGAAAGAAAACUAGAACUGUAACACCAUGAUGUAAUAUAAAUAUUUAUUAAAAUAAUAAUAUGCAUAUAUUGGUAUCAGAAAAAUGAAAACUGCUAUCAACAAGCAGCUAGCAAUUCCGGUACUCAAUACUAACACACACAGCAAAGUUCCACUCCAUGUUUUAGUUUUUUAUGUUUAUGGGUUAGGGCAGUGGUCCUGAAACUGUGGGUCAUAACAACCUCGAGGUUUGUCUGACAAAGGGUCAAGGGUCGAUUCAGAAUUUAAAACGUUUUUAUGUGUUUAAUUGUGUAUUUGAUAUUUACAGUGAUCAGACUAGUUUCUUAUUGCUACAACACUCUGACUACAGCUACAUAAAAUAAAAUGAAAACUCUUUGAUGUAGAUGCUGGCAGUUAAUUUAAUAUAUAUAUAUAUAUUUUGGCAGUUGCUUUUCAUUUUAAAAAAUCACAUUAUUUCUGAUUUUAAUUGGGUUUUUUUGUUUUUGCUCUUUUAAAAAUUUGUUUUAUUUCAAAAAAGGUCUACCCUUCCCCAUUCAACACCUGUUUCUCAAGUUCAAGUUGUAAUUACUGUUGUGAUUUACAACAAAGUGGCAAAUGCUAUAAAGGGGUUGUGGCACUAAAAUGAUUGAGAACUGCUCGGUUAAGAUUAUAUUAAUAAGCUAUUGGUGUUUUUAAUCUUUAAAUUGUGUUCGCUACUGGUUCUGAACAUGCACUUUUCACUUCUCCCAAAUUGGAAGGAACACAUUGUGGAAAAUGAGAAGAUAACUCUUUUUUUUUAUUGUAACACCUGAACUAGGACCCAUCUGGUAUGGUCUCAAAAUAUCAGGAGUGGGUGUAAAAUACUGCACCUGGCUCAGUCCUAGUUUCUGGUCUUUUUGUUAGCAAUGCAAAUAUUAACCCUUCAGAAAAAAUAUGAGAACAGUACACAUGCUCAAUUCAUACAUUUUUUUUAUCACAACCAGGUGUAAAAGAAGUAUAUUUUAUGUCUAUACAUCUACCAUACAUAUAUAGACCAAAGGUUCUCAAAGUCGGUAGGAGGUCCCUGAUCGGGUUGGGGGGAGGGGGGCUAAAAUACAACACUCUGUAAAUUUAGGGGAUCACUGUAAAUGUUGAUUUGGCUACUGCCCCCCUUGAUUUGUUUAUUUUAUCACUAAUUUAUUGUUUUUCUUUUAGGUUUUCAUUGAAUGCUGAGUAUGUCCCAUCAAAGUACAGAGCCAAACUUCUUGUGUUUGGAACAGUAAGUAUUAGGAAUGCCUACAUACACAUGUUUUCAUCAAGUUUUUAACAAGUUUGAAUAACUUCUUUCAAUAUUGAAAUAUAAAUAUAUAAUAUUUUUCUACAUCAUAUACAGACUUUUAAAAUGUUCUGCUUUUUCAGAAAUGAAAAAGAAAUUAUAUUUGUUAUAUUUGGAAAUUUGUUUAUUAACUGUUCAAUUUAUAUGAUAAUUUAGUUAAACAAUUAUCCUUAUUAUUUUAACAUUUUAAAAGUAAAAAUAAUAUUUUAUUACCAUUUUAUCCCAUAAAGAUAGAAUAGUAGACCUAUGUUUAUUUUAUUUAAAGUGAAAUUAACUUUUUUGUUUAUAUAAUAGGCUCAUUAUUUUAUUAACCAAAAUAUUCACUAUAAGUUUUUAAUGAGAUUGAUCAAGAUGAAGUGGAACAACUUUUAAAAAAAAACAUAUAUUUGAUACAUUUACUCAUAUGAUGAAGUAGUGUGAAUUCAUUUUGAUUUUUCCUUAGAUAUUCUGGACAAUGGGGGGUGUGUUUGAGAUAGUUCUUGCUAUGAUAGUUGUUCCUACAUUGGGAUGGAGAUGGCUGCUUGCUUUAUCAGCUAUUCCUGUCCUUAUAGCAUGUGUUGGGCUUAUUGUAAGUAAUUUAGAAGUCACUUUGGGCUUUUGAAACAAAUGAAACAGCAUGCAAAAAAAGUUUUCCCUUUCUUACAAGUAGUAUCUUCUUUAAAACUCACAGGUUAAAAAAAAAAAUUCUAGGAAUCAUUUUAUUGAAUUUAUAAACCAUAAAGAUUAACUCUCUUUGAAAGAAAUUUGUAAUAAGUUUAUAGAAAAUGUUUACUUUCAAUUAAUUAAGUAGGUAUUUGGCUUUAAAUAACAAACAAAACAAGUUUAAUCCUUUUUUUUUUAAACUCUCAUUAUUUGAACUUCCUGAUUUUUCACAGUUUAUUCCUGAGUCUGCCAGAUUUCUUGUAGCUGCAGGUUAUAUUGAUGAUGCCUUAAUAAUAUUAGAGAGAGCAGCUAAGAUUAAUCAUUCCAAACUACCUGAAGGCAAGUUGGUGCAAUCGCAGAAUGUAAGUGGAUCCACUAAUCAACCAAGGUUAAUGAAAGGCAAAAUUUGAUGUUUGCUCUAUUUAACAUUAUGUAACAAUCUGCUAAAAUGUAUGAGUAUACAGAAAAAAGAAGUCCUUUGAUUUAAAUAAUUCUAAGGAAUGAAAAGUAUACCUCAAAAUGGAACAGAACAUUUGAACUGACAUGUCAGCUAUCUUUAUUCUCAGGUGGCACUUGGUCGAUUAAAAGAUGUUUUCAGCAGAGAGUAUCUGCGUUCUACUCUACAACUUUGGUUGUUGUGGUUUGGUGUGGCAUUCACCUAUUAUGGCAUGGUCCUGGCCAGUACUGAGGUCCUACGAAUAAGAAAUGAAGAGAGUAUGACUCUUUUUAAAAUAGUGUUACAAUGUUGUGAAAAGUUUAGUACAGACAUUAUUUACCAAAGUUUGCCAUGCUUAUUUCAGCGAUCAUUAUAAAAUAUUCAUUUGUUAACUUUUUAAAAUGAUUAACUGCUACUUUGAUCAGAAAUCAUCUGUGUAUCUUUAUGUUCUGUAUGAUGUUAUAAUAUAACUGUAUUACAAUUAGAAGAAUUGAAAUGGAAUAAUUGAUAGUACAAUUCAUUUUUUGCAUUGUAAAUAAAAUGUUGACUCAUUUGUUUUCAGAAUCUUCUAAAUGCAAAUGUACAUAUCUUACCACUGAUGAUUAUGUAACCAUGGUGCUUUCUUCUUUAGGAGAGUUGCUGAGUAAGUUUAGGCCAAUUUUUUUCUAGCUAUUUACUUUUAUGGUGAUUUUCAGUUUUAUUUAGCCUUUAAAGGAUUUGAAGAGCUUUCAACUGUUAGUUUCAAAUUAAUCUAUGUCUGAAGUUGAAGAUACAAUAAAGUAACAUGCUCAUAUUGUCCCAUUAAUCGCAAAUGUCACUAUAGUUCAACUUAUGCUACAUUUCUUUCCAGGUUUACCAAUCAACUUUCUACUUAUAGACCGAAUAGGCAGACGUUUUACUGGCGCCAUGUGUUACUUUGCUUCAGGAUUUUUCUUUGUGCUUAUUCAACUUCAAGUGAACUUAGGAGUUUUAACUAUGUUAAUGUUUUUUGUUAGAGGAUUUUCUUCAGCUACUUUCAACUUUGUUUACAUUUACUCUUCAGAGGUAAAGUAAAAUUUAUUACCUUGUUUCUUCUUUUUUACACACAACUUGGAUGUUACAACAUUGCCAGUUCAAUCAUAAAAACUGGUUAGGGUUUGCAAGAAAAAUAAUAAUUGAUAUUUUACAAAAAACUAAUAUUUUUCUUAUGAAACUAUUUUACUAAUGUGGGAUGAGUAAGACAUAAAUACAUUUUUUUUGAUGAGAUCAUUUUGACUUAACUUUAUAGCAAAAAAUGCCAAGUUAAAUUUUCAUUUACUUAAACUUCAGUGCUUCUAUUUUGACAAUAAAAUCUAAAUAACACUUGAACUGUCCCAUUAUCAAAUUUUUUUAAUAUCGGCCGCAGAUUGAUUAUUACAUGUGCCAUUGUAAAGGGUUGUCUUUUCUUCAGCUGUAUCCAACAUCUAUCCGAACUUUAAGCAUGGGCAUGGCAUCAGCAAUGGCCAGGGUGGGUGCUAUGGUUACUCCAUUUGUGGCACAGGUAAACAGAAUAAAUUUAAAUAUUUUGUUAUUUGAUCCAAGCCUUUUAAAAAAACAUUUUAGGAUAUGUGCAAAUAAUCAUUUUCGUACUACUUUAACUUUUAACAAAAACAAACCAAUUUACUUUGUGUUAUUUUAAAACUCAUGUUGUAGUGUGAGCUAGAAAUUUGCAUCAAUCAUUCAGUUUCCUUAGGAAUAUGUUCACUGGAUAUUCCACAUGUUGAAAUUAAUAGUAGAAGCAAAUUAACUACACUCUCCACAAUAGUGAAUGAUCAUUCUUAUAAUUUGUAUAGGUUUUAUUAUCACACUCUAUUGCCACUGCAACUUGGGUGUAUGGAGGACUAUGUAUUAUUUGCAGCAUAUGUUGUUUGCUGUUGCCAAUAGAAACUAAAGGGAGGGCUCUGCCUGUAAGUAUAUCGUGUAUCAUUCAUUUUUCCCAUUCAUAAUUUCAGAUUCUCUUAUUUUUAGUUAAUGUUCAGCUUUCCUUUACUUUUUGACACUUAAAAUGGUGUCUUUUGUUUUUUUUUAGCUUUACCAUAAAUCAAUACAUUAAUUACUUUAUAGUAAUAGUCUCAAGGUUCUUAUAGAGCCUCUUUAUGUCAAAAAUGGAAAUAUCUGUUACAAUUAUAAUAAAACUAUAAUUAAUACAACUAGCAGAGGCCCGGCCUUUUAGUGGUUAAAAUAUGAUUGAAACAGUUUAUUUCUUCAUUUAAUUUUAUCUUAUAGUAGGGUUUUAUGAAUUAUAUUUAGUGUAGAAAAUGUUACUCUCAUUUACCAUUACUGUGGCCAUUUUAGAAAAAGGUUCCCUACCCCAUUCUAGGAAUGAUUAUGGAAUAAUGAUACAAUUCAAAACGCUCAGACUCAAGUAAAUAAACACUCGACACAAUUUUCUCAUGUAAUGAUCAAAGCAAUUUUAUCCACUGCACACUGGAAAGACGUUAAAUUUUGUGCUUGAACUAUGCACCAAGAAAAAUGUGUACAUUAAACAUUCAUGACUGACCUAGCCACAGUGCAAAAUAGUGAUUAUUUAAAAUACGUUUAGUUCAUAUAAGGAAAAACAUGAAUGUGGAUCUCAGGAUCCAGAUGUUUCCCAUGGCCUGAAAUGUGUUUCUUCAACUCAACACAAUCUCAGAAACACAUCUGUUAAAAACAUUUCACAAAUCCUUCAUUAAAUACCAACAUCUCACCACUUAUGACACACUACAUCCAAUUACUUAACACAAAAAGGAUCUUCUGCAAAAAAGAAAAUAAACAAUCACAGGACAUAAUAAUGUCAAUACCAUUUAUAUGCUAUUUCUUCCCUCUUAAAAAAUUUUAUAAAAAAAUAUUUUGUGUGCAUUUACUGAUUAGCUUGUUUAUGUACGGCAUUAAAAAAAUAUGAUGUGGAUAUUAAAUAUAGCAUUUAUAUCCAUAGCAAUCAUUAAGUUGUGAACCAUCUGACAGCAUUGAACUUAGUGAAACAUCAUCACAGUACCACGAAUCUGAUCCUGACGGCACAGUGUCCACAAUUGAACAGGAAAAGAACAAUCUAAGGGCGCGAAAGAAAAAAGAAAAAGAGUGGGAGAGAUGGGGUGGGGGAGAGAGUGAAAGUUAAAACUAGAAUCAAUAGAUUGAAAGCAUUUAUUUGAAAGUGUCAUCGAUGAAUGACAACUAGCAGAGAUCAUUAAUUUACAAUGAUAUUUACCGUAUGUAAAAAAAUACAUUUGUAAAUUGAUGAAAAGAAUCUGAUGAGGUCAAAAAUAUCCCUCAUAGUAUUUCCUGAAUUUGAAAUAUAUCUUUGCUGGAAAUUAAAGUGAAUCUGAAAAAGAUUUGUUAGAUCUGACACAAUACUACCUCACAUCACAUGGGUAAAAUUUAUCCAAAAUGUGCUUUAAAUAUGGAUCAUUACCAAGAGUUCUUAUUUCAGACCAUGUCCAAAUUCAGUUGUCUCUAACUGUAUGAUUCUGUUCCCCAUAUUAAAAAUAAGAAAUACCCUCGCCCCCUCCCCUCAUAGAGAGAAACACUGUUUUAAAUGUCAGGCUGAAUCAGGUAAAUAAGGGAAAUGUUCUUUAUUCCUUUUUCUAGGUUAUUUCCAGACAAAUAUUUUCCAUUUUAAUAUCCCUGUAGAAAUCAUUGAAACAAGAAAUUAGUGGACUCACCCUUCCUUACAAGGAAAUAAGCACAUG
Lymnaea stagnalis (great pond snail) is the source of this 8857-nucleotide messenger RNA. NCBI's taxonomy places the organism in Eukaryota, Metazoa, Mollusca, Gastropoda, Lymnaeidae. The record is from the annotation of a GenBank genome assembly.